UUGUUGCGGGUUUCUUCUCUCAGCUGAUGGUGACGUAGCUGCGCGCCUUUAACCGAGUCCGUCUGUGUGACUUUUAGAAUCGGGGGGCGGAUGGCUGUAGGGCGCAACCGUUUCACACCUCCACGGCGUGAGAAGCAGGCCCGGAAUUAAUAUCAAUUACCGGAGGAUGACAGUCCACGGAGGGAACUCGGCUCCGGAUCCCGCUGCUGCUUCUGCGAGAUCCACAAAGUGACGCGCAGGAGACGAACCGCGGUCAUUCCCAUGGUGCGCAAAGUCCGGCGCACAGCGGUGGCAAUUUGAAAAAUAAAAGCAGAAAAGCCACACAGCUGAGCGCGUUUCUGAUCGCAACUUGGCGUUGUAUCGUAGCAGAAGAAGAGGAGACAGCAGCAGGCGGGGAGGCUUUACAGCAGCCGGAGAUUUUCCUGCGCAGCGGAGAGAAGACGAGGAAGAGGAGGAGGAGGAGAGCGCUGAUUCACGGCUUGCAGGAGGAGGGAGAGCCGCCGCGGAGAUCCGUCCGUACCGAGCCUUUAAAAUAAUUUAAAAAAAAAAGCCACCCUGAGCCCACCGCCUCCCACCCCCCUCCUCCCCCAUCUCCUCCCUCGUCAUUGACAGCGCUGCGACCCGGUCAGUCCGUCAGACGGGGAGGAUCUGGGGAGGAGGGCGCAGAGGCAGCGGAGAGGACGAAAGGCGAAUCACCUCUGGCCGGUUCGAUCCAAAAACGCCGAUACCCGAGCGGGGCUGCUGCCGGUGGGGGGGACCUGCCUCUCCGUGCAUGAGGACGCUUCUUCCACUGGGGGAUUUGUUUUUAUUUAUUUUAUUUAGGAGCACGUUAGACUGACACAGCGAGGUGAUCUGGAGACAGUCGGCGCGGCAACAGCAACGAUAUUAACAAUAACAACAAUAAAAGGGGGCGGACAGGAGAUAUUUCGCAGCCUCUACAUUUAAAAAAAAAAAAAAAAAAAAACUCCCCGGAAUACAAAUCCAGGUGGUGGGUGGAGAAAAGAACAGCCCAGUGCUGGAUCCCAGAGGGACUGUCAGUGUGGUAAGGACCCUUGAGACGAAGGAGGGUGCAUGGAGGGUUCAAGGCCUGUAAAACCAGGAUCGCCAGCCUGCCUCUGGUUGGGGCUGGUCUCCGUGGCUGUAGCCUUCCUUUGCACAGAGGCCCGGACCACUCCGAGCCCUCUGCUCAGCCCCAGCAAUGCCACCUGCAGGGGGAACUCAAAGUGUCACACAGGGAUCAUCCUGCCCAUCUGGUACCCCGAGGAUCCCUCCAUGGGGGACAAGAUCGCACGGGUCAUUGUAUAUUUCGUGGCACUGAUCUACAUGUUUCUCGGUGUGUCCAUCAUCGCCGACCGCUUCAUGGCAGCCAUUGAGGUCAUCACUUCCCAAGAGAGGGAGAUCGUCAUCAAAAGGCCCAAUGGUGAAACGACCACCACCACAAUCCGGGUGUGGAAUGAAACAGUCUCCAACCUCACCCUCAUGGCCUUGGGCUCGUCUGCCCCCGAGAUCAUGCUUUCUGUAAUUGAAGUUUGUGGACACGAAUUCAAAUCCGGCGAGCUUGGGCCCUCGACAAUCGUAGGCAGCGCAGCCUUCAAUAUGUUUGUCAUCAUUGGCCUUUGUGUGUCUGUCAUUCCACAAGGAGAGGUACGCAAGGUCAAGCACCUCAGAGUGUUCUUCAUCACUGCAGGCUGGAGUAUCUUUGCUUAUAUCUGGCUCUACAUGAUCCUGGCUGUGUUUUCUCCGAAUGAAGUCCAGGUCUGGGAGGGUCUAGUCACACUGGCUUUCUUUCCCAUAUGUGUAAUCCUCGCCUGGGUGGCAGACAGACGACUGCUCUUCUACAAGUUCAUGCACAAGAAGUAUCGCACCGACAAACACCGGGGCGUCAUCAUCGAGACCGAAGCCGAACGCUCCAAGGGGAUUGAGAUGGACGGCAAGAUGGUCAACUCCCACUUCAUGGACGGAGGUGCCGCCAGCAAUCUGAUGGGUCUGAUGGAGGGCAAAGAGGUGGACGAGUCCCGACGAGACAUGAUUCGCAUCUUGAAGGACCUGAAGCAGAAGCACCCAGAAAAAGAGCUGGAUCAGCUGGUCGAGAUGGCCAAUUACUACGCUCUAUCGCAUCAGCAAAAGAGCCGUGCCUUCUACCGAAUCCAAGCUACACGCAUGAUGACGGGCGCCGGAAACAUCUUGAAGAAACAUGUCGCAGAGCAAGCGAAGAAGAGCACCAGCGUGCAGGAGGUGCAUGUGGAGGAACCAGAAGAGUAUGUGUCUCGGAUUGCUUUUGAGCCUGCUGUCUAUCAGUGCCUCGAGAACUGUGGCGCUGCCAUUCUGACCAUCACCAGAAAGGGCGGCGACAUAAACAAGACGAUCUACGUGGAUUAUAAGACUGAGGAUGGUUCGGCCAACGCUGGGGCCGACUACGAGUUUACAGAGGGGACGGUGGUGUUCAAACCGGGAGAGAUGAUCAAGGAAAUUAGCAUCGGAAUCAUAGAUGACGACAUCUUUGAAGAAGAUGAGCACUUCUUUGUUCGCAUCAGUAAUCUGCGAGUCCUGGAAACUGAGGAUGAAGUGCUAUCGCCCAACAGUCUGCCAUACCCCAAGGCCAUGCUGGGAUUCCCCACCGUGGCCACCGUGACCAUCCUGGAUGACGAUCAUUCAGGCAUCUUCACCUUCGAGAGCAACUCGGUCCACGUCAGCGAGAGCAUCGGCAUUAUGGAAGUGAAAGUGCUGAGGACUUCUGGAGCAAGGGGGACGGUCAUUGUGCCUUUUCGCACGGUGGAGGGACUUGCCAAAGGAGGCGGGGAGGACUUCGAAGACACCUACGGAGAGCUGGAAUUCAAAAACGACGAGACCUGCAAACUCAUUCACGUGAAAAUAAUUGACGAUGAGGAGUAUGAGAAAAACAAGAACUUCUUCCUGGAGCUGGCCGAGCCUCGCAUGGUAGACAUGAGUCUGCAGAAAGAGCGACUAAAUACUGGAGUCCAGGGGCAGUUUUUUAGCCAACGCCGGCCCCUGAGAGCCCUGUUGUUAGCUGAUGAUGUACCAGACAGGAAGCUGACAUCAGACGAGGAGGAAGCCAAGCGGAUCGCGGAGAUGGGGAAACCGGUGCUGGGGGAGCACUCCAAGCUGGAAGUCAUUAUUGAGGAAUCGUACGAGUUUAAGAGCACAGUGGACAAGCUGAUCAAGAAGACCAACCUGGCUCUGGUGGUGGGAACCAACUCCUGGAGAGACCAGUUCAUGGAGGCCAUUACAGUCAGUGCAGACGAGGACGAGGAGGACACCGGGGAGGAACGUCUGCCGUCCUGUUUCGACUACGUCAUGCACUUCCUCACCGUCUUCUGGAAGGUCCUGUUUGCUUGCGUCCCUCCCACUGACUACCUGAAUGGCUGGGCCUGCUUCGUGGUCUCCAUCAUCAUCAUCGGCCUGCUCACGGCCGUCAUCGGCGACCUGGCGUCCCACUUCGGCUGCACCAUCGGCCUCAAGGACUCGGUCACCGCUGUGGUUUUCGUGGCGCUCGGCACCUCAGUCCCAGACACCUUUGCCAGUAAGGUAGCAGCAGUCCAGGACACCUACGCAGAUGCCUCCAUCGGGAACGUGACCGGCAGCAACGCCGUCAACGUCUUCCUGGGCAUCGGCAUGGCCUGGUCGGUGGCGGCCAUCUACUGGCACAUGAAAGGGAAGCCGUUCGUGGUGGAAGCCGGCUCGCUGGCCUUCUCCGUCACCCUCUUCACCAUCUUCGCCUUCCUGGCCGUCUCGGUGCUGCUUUACCGGCGCCGGGCCCACAUUGGAGGAGAACUGGGCGGGCCCCGGGGACACAGACUGGCCACGUCAGCCUUCUUUUUCAGCCUCUGGUUCCUGUACAUCCUCUUCUCCAGUCUGGAGGCCUACUGUCAUAUAGAGGGCUUCUAAAAAGCAAACAGACUCGAGUGAGUCCAGACGUGCAAGGGUUUAAAGUACAACUUCAGAGUGAAUUCUCACUAUGGAAUUUGGGUCAGUCUUGUAUGGUAUGAAAGGACAGGAGAGGUAAACCCGGGGUUUCCCUCCACGCUUCCCUCCCUCUCCCUCACUCUCUCCCUCAACCCCUUCUGUAAGGAUGCUUGGAGGUGUGAAUCCUGCCCUCUAGCGCCGAACAGGCCUGGCUGAUGUGAAAGCCGCCUGAGCUAGUGUGCUUACAGCUGGGAUUGGGUUACCACCGAAGUCCCGAAGACGCCGACGCCAAGAGGUGGUCCCGCAUUCCACUGGAAAGAGGCUGCAGUCUUAUUAAACGGAGAGAGUUGAGUUAAUCAGAGGUCUAUAUUUUUCUCAACAUCUGACAAGAAUGACUUUUUUUAAAAAGUAUUUUGGGGAUAAAAACGCAAAAAAUGAACGAAACAAAAAAAAAUCAACACACACACGCAGAAACACACAAAGAGGAAUCAAAGAACUAUUUUCUGAUCUAUGUUAAGGAAUAGCAUAAAAGAUUCUAUCGAAAAUGGAAAUAUGUUGUUGAGUGACAGUGGGAUGGAUUCAUAGUAUUUAUUUUUAUUUGCAUAGUUUCCUAAGGAGCACUGCAGAGUUCUCAGAAAUCCCACAUGAAGAAGAAGAUGAGGAGCGACAGUGACAGUUCACACACUGGCAGAUGAACCACCAUUCAAACAGGAGACGAGGUGAACACAGUGAACAUAGUCAAACUGCCCUGAACAUUACUUCCCUACUCUAAACGUAUCUAUAUAUAAUAUAUUUCCAUAUUUUCUGUAUAUUUUGAAUAUUUGUUUAAAUGUGGUCACCUUCUAUUCUAACAGAGGAUUGCUGUGGCUAAGCGGGAGGGGAGGGGAGGGGGGGCUUCAAACUAUAUACUGGAACGAUGUCUUCACAUUUCUAAGAGUUAUGUAUCUUGCCUAGGUAAAAGUAUGACAUUGUAUUUUAUUUAUUUACUGAUAUCUUGGUCUCACUCGAGUUUUCACCUUUUCAAUCAGAAAUCCGAACAAGAAAAAAAAAACAACAAAAAAAACCCAACAAAACAAAUCGUGUUGCUGCAGAGAUAAAUUCAGAGGUAUUUUUGUACUGUUCCUUCCAUGCACUUUGCUGUAUAGUUCUACUUAUGGAGACUUCUACUUGUACAGGUGCAAAAGGCCGAUGUUAAAGGUGUUGCUAUGGACUGAACAGAGUGCCUGUGGAGGAAGAGGCGUUCGCUGCAGUUGCCCACACCGACCAGCUCUUUGCUCUGCUAAAAACACUUGAGAGUCUCUUCCCUAAAUGGUGCAUAAUUGUUUUUUUUUUCAUCAAUAACAUCUUCUUUUUUUCUUUUUUCUACAAUAUAGUAGAGUUUAAGUCUUAGCUUAUGUGACAUUUUCUUUCAUUUGCAUUUUUAAUCGAUACUUCUUUUGUUAGCAUGCAAAAAAGUGCAUUAGCUUGCAACAUCACGGCUUGAUUUUCUCAAAUUCUCUCUUCUAAAUCGAUUUUCUUUUUCUACGUUUUACUUCUAAUCUCUAAUGUCUGAACUAGCCACGCAGGGAAGUCACUGCAAGCUCAUAGAUAAACGUUUACCUGCAAGGGCGAAUUGUAAGUUGUCUUUGAAAAGGCUCCUAAAACCAGAAUUUCUAAAUAUACAACAAUAUUAGAAUGUUUAUUUCUUAAAGUCCCUCCUCCGAUUCUUGAUUUAACACCUAGAAACUCAUCUGUUUGUAUCAAAGUCACAUAUUUGUAAGUUUUGUAGUUAUUUAAUUUGUUAGAUUAUAUUAUACGUUGCAUAAAAUUGUUUCAUACUGAGUAAAAAUAUUGGUUUGUGCCGCUUUAAGUAAGUAUCUUUCUUCACGUGGCAUUACAGACAUUCAUUUGUGUUUUAUUUAUUGCUAAAAUGCUACAUAUAUCACUUUACACAUUACAUAUAGAAUCUAACAUAUUCACCCCCCUUGAAAGUUUUCCCAUGCUGUUCAUUUUAAACAUUGAAUGAUAGUCAAUUUAAUUUGGCUUUUUGAGAAGAAUUUACAAAGAAAAGACUCUCUCAUGUCAAAGUGAAAACAGAUUUCAACAAAGUAAUGUCAACUGAUUAAAAAUAGAAAAUGUACAAUAAGUGAUUGCAUAAGAAUUCUCCUCUUUCAAGUUAGUAUGUAGCAGAUUCACCUUUGGUUGCAAUUAUAGCAUUGUGCAGAUAGGUCUUAAUCAGCCGUGCACAUCUGGACACUGCAAUUUUAUCCCAUUCUUCUUUUUACAUAGCAAUUGUGAAUCCAGCCACAAAUCUCACCUGGAAUGAGGUCUGGGAUCUGACUCAGCCAAAUCUGGAACAUUCACUUUGCUGGAAAACAAAUCUUCUCCCCAGUCACAGUUUUCUGGUAGACGGCUUUAGGUUUUCCCUACACUGAAUUCAUUUUACCUUCUACUUUUUAAAGCCCUCAAAGGCCUGUUGCCGAGAAGCAUCCCCACAUGAUGAUGAUGAUGAUGAUGAUAAUGCCACCACCAUGCAUCACAGUUGGGUUGGUGUGGUUGUGAUGAUGUGCAUUGGUGUCCACUAAACAUGGUGUCUAGUCUAAUAGCUAAAAACCUCAAUAUUGGUCUCAUGGGACUAAAGAACUUUCUUCCAGUUGACUUCAGAGUCUCCCUCAUGUCAUCUAGUUUACUCUAGUCAAGAUUUAGUGAGUUUUUUUUCUUUGUCGCCCUCCCAUAAAGCUUUGACCCCAGAAGAAACCAACCAAGUCUCUCUCAGCCACUGAAGCUUGUAACACCUUCAGAAGAGUGAUCGUUGUCUUGGUGGCCUCCCUCACUAGUUUCUUUUUUACAGUCACUAAGUUUUGAAGGACAGCCUUCUUUAGGCAUAUUUACAUGUGUUCUUUUCAUUUCUUAAUGAUGGAUUUAACUGUGCUCCAAGGAAUGUUCAGUGACUUGGAAUUUUCUCAUAUUUAUCCCCUGACUUAUCCUUUUCAAAAACUUUUUUGCAGCGUGUUCUUUUGCCUUUACGAUGUAAUUGUAUCCAGGAGCACUGAUUCACCAGUGACUGGACCUUCCAAAUACAGGUAUCUGCAUAUUCCAAUCACUCUAUAACCUCCAUUUCUUUCCAUAACUGACAUAACUUUGUACAAAUCAGUUUUUGCUUUGAUAUUAAAGAGUCUUGUUUUGUAAAUUUUGUUAAAAAGUCAAAUGAAAAUUGACCAGGAUUCAAUGUUGAAAAGCAAAAAGUGGAAAAUUUUCAAGGGGAGUGAAUACUUUAAAGAGGUACUUCACUUUUUUUUACAAUUAAAAACAUUGAUGAGUGCAGCUUUAACCCUUUGAUGCACAACAUGGGUCAAAAGUGAGCCAAAUCAAAUGGAAAAUGGGUAUCUCCUGACCCACGCUGCGCAUCAAAGGGUUAAGAAAGUUCCAUCUUUCUUUACUUGACAUUAUAGAACUUUAUUUGGUAUUCAUGGAGGGCAGUUAGCAUACAGCUGAAAUUGCUAAAAUGCUUACCUAUCAAUUUACACAUCACAUUUUUAGAUAUUUGGUUCAUAAUUAUCUUAAAAAAUAUAUUGAUCUGUGCAGCUUUAAGUACAAUUGUGCUUAACUUGACUUUACAGAAAUAUUUUGCAACCUCAGAAAUAUUGGUUUGUUUGUUUGUGUGCGUUUAAAAUUUCAGCAUAUUUUACAUGUUUUGGUUUUUUCUUUCCCAACAUUUGCUCCUGGUCAUCAUGCUCAGUUCGUCCUGAAACUCUGGAGUGCAGCUGCAUGGUGGAGAGCUGCUGGUGUGGGCUGGAGAGCAGCAGGUAGCCUGUUAUUGAUGCUGAAUGCUGUUUAAACACAUGACUGGUGCUUUUGUUUUUAAAAUGAGAGUUUAAGAAGAAGAAAAAAAAAACUCCCAAGAGCGGCAGAAAAACAUGUUUAUGACUUAAUUUGCAUAAAGUGUAGUAUGUAAUAAGUCGGUUCUUGGCUAAAAAUUUAAAUAUCAUCCGAGAGAUUAACCAAAGAGGUGGGAUGCAACAUAAAAAAUAAAAAAUAAGAAGAAAUGGAAAAAGUUACAAAAAAAAGAAAAUAAAUGGCGGUGACACUGUAUUUCCACAAGGGGGAUGUCAAUCUCCAGUCCCUGUGGUCGUCCCUCCUCCUUAGCACUCCUCCUCAGCACUCUUCCUCCUCCUCCUCUUCCUCUUCCUCCUCAUCCUUUGUGGUCGUGGCUGAUUCGGAUGCUGUUAUUCCCGGCCCUGGACCACACCUGCUCACCCCACGGUUCUCUUUCACACAUAUGAAAACACGUCCAGAGUAGAGCGAUGGGUCCACUGCUGCUGCACAAAGACGGAAGGGGCUGAACCGUCCCAUUCAGAGCCGGCAACACAGAAACCCACAUUAUGUACAUAAUCCUCAGUGUAUGUUUACAUAGACACAGUUAUAGGUGUCCUGUUGGGGGGGGGGUGAAACAAGCAUGACCACAUCUCAUCUACAGGUUUUUCUGCAGUCGCUUCAUCUGAGCCAGUGGAAGCGUGGAGUCAAUUUUCUGAGUCACUCUGGCUUGUUUUGUUCCCUUUUGUUCUUCUUUUUGUUAAAGUCCUGCAGGUGUUUGGUUUGUUCAGCAGGUAUCCAUGAACACAAGGACGCGCCGGUGUUCUUAAGUUUAUCUCUGCCUUCAGUGGCUGUUUAUCUUCUUUAUUUGGUUGUAUUCUUGACUCUUUUUUUUUUAAAUCUGCCGGGAUGUGCUAAAAUGAGCAGAAAAACGUCGGCCAAGUGUGUAUUUGUUUGCCGUGCAUGCUGCCGUGCCGAAGCUGAGGCGUCUUCGCACUUGUGUGUUGCACAGGCUGCUGUUGUUGUUCACGAGGGCACGACUCGAAAAUUGGUUCUGUCAUUUUGUCUUAAAAAUACAUGUCUUAAUUCUGUAUUUUAAAAAAAAACGAUUAAAAAAAGAAUUCUAUAUCUAUAUAUUUAUCAUACACAUCACUUCUCAAGGCACCAGUCGAUUAUUUUGGUUUCUUCUUCUCAGCCUGUGGGAUGGAAGUGAAAUAGCACCGUGCAGUACUUGGACUUGUGGUCGAUGACGUUUGUGAGACACUGAGGAAAAGUUUUGUUGAUGAGGUGAAUACUGUUCUUUUAACUUUGUUUCUCAUUUUCUUUUUUUGUGUAACGGAGAAGAAAAAAAAGAGGGGGGCACAUUUUAAUGGAUGGGUUUGUUUUUUUUUUCCUGGCCUGCAAUGAGAUGUCAAAAAUAAAAAAGCAAAUUUCCAAAGCUGACGGUGUUUUGAGAUCAACCAGUUUGUGUUCUUUUACUGUUCUAAAUAAAAAUGGCUUUCUGAUUCA
This is a messenger RNA of Amphiprion ocellaris (clown anemonefish), 9225 nucleotides long. It is a transcript of the gene slc8a3, whose product is annotated as solute carrier family 8 member 3. Gene Ontology annotation, molecular function: calcium:sodium antiporter activity. The record is from RefSeq and is a predicted model, not a curated record. Gene Ontology annotation, cellular component: sarcolemma; postsynapse; axon. Bases 1072 to 3906 code for a protein of 944 amino acids. The transcript has 9 exons. NCBI's taxonomy places the organism in Eukaryota, Metazoa, Chordata, Actinopteri, Pomacentridae. Gene Ontology annotation, biological process: sodium ion transmembrane transport; cell communication; calcium ion import across plasma membrane.